This is a messenger RNA of Photinus pyralis (common eastern firefly), 3841 nucleotides long. RefSeq lists its product as uncharacterized. The transcript is spliced from 11 exons. The coding region runs from base 284 to 3841 and encodes 1185 amino acids. NCBI's taxonomy places the organism in Eukaryota, Metazoa, Arthropoda, Insecta, Coleoptera, Lampyridae. The record is from RefSeq and is a predicted model, not a curated record.
UGCUGUUUGCCGCGUUGUAGUUUGCCGCGUUAUAGUUUGCCGCGUUGUAGUGACGAUGAACACUUGUUCGUUUAGUUUGCCGCGUUGUUACUUUAUUGCGUUGUAGUUGCCGCGUUGUAGUUUGCCGCGUUAUAGUUUGCCGCGUUAUAGUGAAGUUGAACGCUUGUUCGCUUACCGUUCUUUUAGUUUGCCGCGUUGUUGGUUUAUCGCGUUGUAGCUUAAAAUUCAAGUCUUUGAAGUCGAGAGGCAGUUACUAUUCUCCAGGAUUCUUGCAAUUAAUGCAAUGAACCGAUUUCACGAAGAAGAUUCCAAUAAAGUCAAAAAAAGGCAUACAAGGAAGGGGAUUUCAUAUAAUGAGCUGAAUGAAACGAUGAAACGAAUACAUGAAGAAGAUUCCACUGGGUGCAAAAAAAGGCGUACAGAAAAAUGGGUUUCAGGUAUAAAGCAACUUCAUGAGAAAGGUUUGAAACAAGUGGACAUGUCAGUUUAUAAUAAUCCAAUUUCUUCAAAAAAUAGAAGUGUACAAAGGUGCAAUGUGGAAUCCCAAGGGUCCAGUACCUCGUCUGUUAUUUUCUCUCAUACUAAAGAGAUCUAUACAGAAUCACUGAAUUUUAAUAAGCGACAGUAUAUUCCUAGAUCAAUCAGCACGCGAUCUCAAAAAAUGGUGGAAAAGUGUACGAAGGAGCCUGUUUGUGUUCUGGUUCGCCUGAAUGAAAAAGUUUUAGCUAAGACUUUGUCUAAAGAUACCUCCCCCAGCACAGCUUCAGAUGAUCCUGCAUAUAUUCCAUCAGAAGAGUCUAGCACUGGUACAUCCAUUAUGAAUGACACUGAAACGCUACAGGCGUGUAAAGAUAAUACAAUAGAUUCAGAAGACCCACAUUCUUGUCAGCCAUUUACUGAGGCCAAAGAGGGGCAUAACAUAGGUGCAGGUGAAGCUGAUUUAAUAGCAGCGGCUGAUGAGCAAAUAUUUGUACUUGAAGAAAUGGCGCGGCAGAUCCCUGACGAGUCUAUGUGUGUACAGUCUCUUGCUAGAGAAUCUGAAUAUAUUACCACUCCGACAUUAGAUCCAAAUAAAAAAAUAAGAAUUGUGGACGACCAAAUCGUUCAUUUAGGCAGAGAGAUUAAACGUUCGAAUGUUCUGAAUGAAAGAUGCCCUAGCGCCGAUAUGCCAAGUGCAGAUGAGCUUACAUCAGUUCAUCUAAUACAAGAUAUCCAUAAAGUAGACCAAAGGAACAUCAAAGUGCUCCCAUCUAAGGGUGGGUGUAAGCAAUACUAUUGCUCCUACUGCAGCAAACUAGUAUGCAACUUUGGCCGUCAUAUUACAACAAAACAUGUGGAUGUAAAGGAAGUGUUGGAUGUUUUGAAGUUACCAAAAGGUCAUCCAGAGAGGCAUGCCAAAAUAGCGUUGAUAAGAGGAAAAUCACAAUUCAUGCACAACUCUGAUCAAAAUAUUAACACUGGUACCUUAAUAGUUAAAAGAAGGCCAAAUGAGGUAAAGGCAAGGGACUACAAACAUUAUAAACCAUGUCCUUCAUGCGGUGAAAUGUUUGCUAAGAUAUCCUUAAAAGUUCAUUUCGCAAAGUGUACUAAUAAUACGCUGAAAGCGACCGUACAAAAAAAUGUGUGCAGAGAAAGCAAAAAAGUGUUCAUGAAUAUCCACCAAAAAGCCAGUAAUCGUUUGGUGAGAGAUAUAUUAUCUUCUUGUAGGGAGGAUGAUAUAACUGCAAUUUUUGCUUUUGACGAGUUAUGUGUAUUAUAUGGAAAUAAAAUGUGUCGAAAAUAUCGAAAUAGCCACCAUGCGUCAAUGAUACGACAAAGGAUGAGGGAAAUGGGAAAAUUUAUGUAUGAAUUAAAUAAAAUCCAGCCACAUCUAAAGAGCCUACGAGAUAUGCUUGAUCCCAAAUAUUAUGAUGACAUAGUGAAUGUAAUAAACCACAUUGCAGGACUUGAUGAACGUACUGGGAAGUACAGAGCACCAUCUACUGCAUAUAAUUUGGGAUUACACAUAAAAUCUAUUUCGCUCCUUCUGGAAGCAGAGUGUAUAAAAGAACAAAAUACUGCAAAGAGAGAGGCGGUGAAGGAUUUAUUAUGUUUAAUAAAUGAAGGUUUCACAACUGACAUUAACAAAACUGUUGGAGAAAAUCAAUGUGAAUCUAAGAGACGUAAAAAAAUUGUUUUGCCUACUGCUGAAGAUAUUUUGGCUUUAAAAACUUUUUUAACUCGAGGUCUUGAAGAAGCAUAUAACUCUUUGUUGAUAGAGUAUACACCUAAAUGUUGGAGAGAUUUGGCAGGUUUAACCUUAACUUCUCUUCAAUUAUUUAAUAGAAGAAGAGCGGGGGAAUUGGAAAGGAUCGAAUUAUCGGACUACAAGACAUUUGAAUACGUCAAUGAAAAUGAUGACAGCCUCCAACAGCUUGAUGCAAGUGUUAAGGCAGUAGCAAGAAAUUAUGGUCGUUUUUUUAUUCGUGGAAAAUUAAAUCGGGCAGUACCAGUUAUUCUCAGCAGACAAUUAGUCAGCUACACAGAUAUGAUUGUGAAAUACAGGGAAGCAUAUGGAGUUCCAAAGGAAAAUCCAUACGUGUUUGGCAUACCUGGAAGGACUCACUUUACACAUUUGAGUGCCUGUGUUUUAAUAAGGAGGUACGCAAAAGCUUGUGGUGCACCAAACCCACAUACACUGAGAGGCACCGAGUUGCGAAAACAAAUUGCAACAGCGUGUUCAUUAUAUAAUUUAUCAGAUCCUUUAGUUGAGGAUAUGGCUAAUCAUUUAGGUCAUCACAUAGAUAUUCACAAAAAGAUAUACAGACAAUCUAUAGGUCGAGAAGUUCCCAACAUUGUAAACAUUUUAUUAAAGACUCUUGGAGAAGGCGAAGUUGAAGAAGACACGGAAGAAGAUUCUCGUGCCUUUGUUGGAAAUCAAAAUAAUGGAGACUCUUCGCCCAUUUUGUUGGAUGAUACCCAUUAUUAUGACACAUUUGGUGACAACUCUAACCCAAUUCACACGACAAAUAUGACAAUCUCUACACCGUCCAAUAUAUUGAAUAACUUUGAUAACUGUGCACCAAUUGACACGAUAAGUAUGAAAAAUGCGACAGUCUCUGCACCGUCUAAUGUUGCAUCUCACUUUGAUGACAACUUCGAACCAAUUCACACGACAAAAAAGAAAAAUACGACAAUCUCUACACCGUCCAAUACAUUGCACUUGUCAUCAAUUGACACGAUAAGUAAGAAAAAUGCGACAGUCUCUGCACCCUCUAAUGUUGCAUCUCACUUUGAUGACAACUUCGAACCAAUUCACACGACAAAAAAGAAAAAUACGACAAUCUCUACACCGUCCAAUACAUUGCACUUGUCAUCAAUUGACACGAUAAGUAAGAAAAAUGCGACAGUCUCUAGACCGUCUAAUGAUGCAUCUUACGACUCGAUAAAUACUUCCAUGUCCAAACGAACGUCAUGGUCAAAUGAAGAAAAGCAAGCUGUGAAUGAACAAUUUGAUCAUAUGAUUCAGUUUGGUGUUGUUCCGACUUACAAAGAAUGUAUGGAGUUAAAGGAACAAUACCCCUGCUUAGAAAAAAGGACUCCUCCUCAAAUAAAGUCUUACGUGGUAUACCAAACUAAGAAAAAAGAAACCGUAGGACAUUGUAGUCAGUUUAAAAGAGUCAGGUGGACCACUCCAGAAAGGAACUUGGUUUUCAGUGAAUUUAAAAGUUAUUUAGAGCAGAAGAACUUGCCAUCUUUACGAAAAUGUUCUGAAGUUAUAAGCAAGCAUCCUAUAUUAUCGUCGAGAACGCCCGAAGUGUUAAAAGCUUACAUUAACAAUCAAAAUAAAAAAAAAAAUUAA